Messenger RNA from Culicoides brevitarsis, 433 nucleotides. Its product is annotated as troponin C-like. Gene Ontology annotation, cellular component: myosin II complex. Gene Ontology annotation, molecular function: calcium ion binding. The annotation marks the transcript as partial. The transcript has a single exon. Lineage: Eukaryota; Metazoa; Arthropoda; Insecta; Diptera; Ceratopogonidae. The record is from RefSeq and is a predicted model, not a curated record.
GCAAAAGAUUUAACUGAUGAUUUGCGGGCUGUGCUCCAGCGCGCCUUUGGCAUGUUUGAAGAAGACGGCUACAUCGACACCGAUAAGGUUUCCGUGAUUCUCAAGACCUUGGGACAUGCUUACGACAAGCAUGAAUUGGCCAAAGCCAUCAAGGAGGAGGAUGAGGACGACUCGGAGCAGCUGGAUUUUGAUCAAUUUUGUCGCGUAAUUUGCAUUUUUAUUCAUGACGUCGACGAGGAAGUCGAUGACGAGGUUUUGCAACAAGAAUUGAAGGAAGCUUUCCGCUUGUACGACAAACAAGGCAAUGGAUAUAUUCCAACGUCGUCGUUGAAGGAAAUCCUUGGGGCGCUUGAUGAUCAAUUGACGAGCGACCAGUUGGAUGAAAUGAUUACCGAAAUCGAUACCGAUGGUUCGGGAACUGUAGAUUUCGAUG